Messenger RNA from Pyricularia oryzae 70-15, 1188 nucleotides. RefSeq lists its product as uncharacterized. The record is from RefSeq and is a predicted model, not a curated record. Lineage: Eukaryota; Fungi; Ascomycota; Sordariomycetes; Magnaporthales; Pyriculariaceae. The transcript is spliced from 5 exons. The coding region runs from base 1 to 1188 and encodes 395 amino acids.
AUGCCGACGACAUCAUCUGCCCCGGUGUACGUCCCUAGUGCGAGUAGAAAGCUUCGAAAAGCCGGCGACACCCCGUACAUGUCCAUCCACAGCUUAGUCCCCCACCCGGCGCAGAUUCCCAGUGCGAGUGAGAAGCAUGGGGCGCCUCAGUCACACUAUUCCACCACGGCCCACCGUCCACGGGGUGUACCAAGGCAAUGGGCCGACCACGUCUUGCUGUCGGGACCCUUUGGAGACUGCCGCGCCGGCACAGUGCUUCCGGUCCACGUACAACUAACCAACCCCCGUAACGGCACUACCUCCUCGCUGCAGGCAAUCCCAGAAGCCUUCCGGGGAAGGACGCCUGCCUUUCCGGCUGGCAAAGUUUUUUGUGCCACGCUGGCUCGCAUCGCGAGAUUGGGCCUUGUCUUGUGCGCCUCUAUGCGGGUGGCGCGCCGAACCGCCGAUCGGACUCUUCCUUCACCGCGAUCAGUGGAAAACUCGUCGAAGGGGAGAUCUGUCGAUUAUACAUGUCAUAUUCCUGCUGGUCCGGAAUACGAAUCAGCUCCAGAUUCAACGCAUUUGGAUCCGACGCCAAGAGGAGUAAGCGAAUCUCCUCAUCAUUCUCGUCUGUUUGCAGCUCCGACAUGCAAUCUGGGAGGCCAACCUUGGCUAGCAGAUCGGUUUGCUGAGUCUACUCGCCAUGAUGGCUUUGUCAGAGACAGAUUUGCUGGAGAUCAUCACAUAUCCGGUCGCCAAUCGGGCAUUUCCGUUCACAAUCAUAGCGAGAGCUUCAACAACAGCCAUACUAGCAGUGGCAUUGACGGCUUCUCCAGUAGAGGGAUUCCUAGAGCCUUUGGGAAUCAGAGGACCUCGGUGUACAUGCAGCGGACGUCGCCUGGGCUAUCCAAGCUCUUUAAGAAUGUUCAAGACAUGGAACGGCGCCUUGCCAACCUCGAAGCAUCAACUUCAUAUACCCGACACAAGCCGAACUGUCGACAGGAUUGUGGCUGUCCCUCACAGGUCGAAUGGGCUGCUUUAAAAUCGCGAAUUGUCCAUUUUGAGACGAAGCUAGGAAUAAAAACAAGAACUUGCAGCAGAACUCAACAGGGAAUGGACGUGGCCAGCAGGGCGAGUCGAAAGCGACGGAAGGUUAAGCAGCAACAGCCCGAGAGCCCAUCGGAGGACGAAAUAUCUGAUGAUUAUUAA